Cololabis saira (Pacific saury) is the source of this 1597-nucleotide messenger RNA. RefSeq names its product cell division cycle 42, like (gene cdc42l). Gene Ontology annotation, cellular component: dendritic spine. Gene Ontology annotation, biological process: modification of synaptic structure; small GTPase-mediated signal transduction. The transcript has 6 exons. Gene Ontology annotation, molecular function: GTPase activity; GTP binding. The coding region runs from base 130 to 705 and encodes 191 amino acids. Lineage: Eukaryota; Metazoa; Chordata; Actinopteri; Beloniformes; Belonidae. The record is from RefSeq and is a predicted model, not a curated record.
AUAGAUAGAUAGAUAGUUCUUUCCAACAGGAGGCAGUAAUUCUUCUCUUGACGAACUGCGGCUGCGCAGAAAGUACACCGACCCUCAAACCCGGAUGUAACCAACGCCUAACUCGUCGGAGGAAAAACGAUGCAGACGAUAAAAUGUGUAGUGGUAGGAGACGGGGCAGUAGGAAAGACCUGCUUACUGAUCUCCUACACAACCAACAAGUUCCCCUCAGAAUAUGUGCCUACGGUCUUUGAUAACUAUGCAGUGACAGUAAUGAUUGGGGGAGAACCCUACACACUUGGCCUCUUUGACACAGCAGGCCAGGAGGAUUAUGACAGGCUGCGUCCUCUCAGCUACCCGCAAACAGACGUGUUCCUUGUAUGUUUUUCCAGUGUCUCCCCGUCAUCGUUUGAAAAUGUCAAAGAAAAGUGGGUCCCAGAGAUUUCUCACCACUGCCCAAGCACACCAUUCCUGUUGGUGGGCACACAAGUAGAUCUACGAGAAGACAGCAACACUGUUGAGAAGCUGGCAAAAAACAAACAGCGCCCCCUUUACCCCGAGAACGGGGAGAAGCUGGCACGUGAGCUCAGGGCUGUUAAAUAUGUGGAGUGCUCGGCUCUCACACAGCGAGGACUUAAGAAUGUGUUUGAUGAGGCCAUACUGGCAGCCCUGGAGCCCCCUGAGACCAAAACGAAGAAGAAGUGUGUUCUCCUAUAGAGGAUAACAGGGAAAUAAACAGUAAGAGAUACAAUGCUGUAAGAAAUGGAAGAGAUGAUUCAUCAGAAGCAUCUACUUCAAUUUUGACAGAGAAAAAAAAAAAGGACAAAUCCAAAAGGGGCCGGGAAGUACCGUGCCAUUGUGAUGUAUUUUAAAGCCCGUCUCCUCUGAUUUAUGCCUUCCAGAAAAACUUUGAAAAAGGCUGAGAGCAAAACUCCCACCAUGUCAUAUGUGCCACUUAUGUCCUUUUUCUGAAAGUUUGUAUAAAUUACAGUGUUCUCUUUAUUCAGGUGGGGCUGGCCCCCCUACCUCUGCUUCUUUUCUCUAGUUUUUGCCUUAUUGGUUUUAUAAAGUAAAUAUUCAUUCUUAAAGUGGCUUUUGGCCUCAUCCCGUGUUGUUAGAACAGGAAGAGGCAACUUAGCUAACAGCUGUACAAGUAAAUGUUAACUGGUACUCUUUUUUUUGUUUUGUUUUAUUUUUGUAUUCCUCUGGACUGAAUAAUGCAAGCCCAAGAGAUGUAUUGUCACUCCAAAAACAUAGCUAUCUAUUUGUCGUUACUAUGCUCCAACUACCUUUUAGGAAAGCCAAGUGCGUUUUCAGGUGUUUCACUUUAAUGAAAGUGAUGGUAUUUUGGGAAAUGUUAGCUUUUUUUUUCUCUUUCCUUUUCUCUUUGAAACUUGAAUUUAUAUUUUAUCGCAUUUUUUUUUUUUUUUUUUUUAUAGCUACGUGACCAACAGUGAUUUGAUUAAAAUAAAAAAACAAGUUGUGAUAUUUUUAAGUAACUCUUAAUUUUGAUAAAAAUUGAGAUGAUAACUUUUUCUAGUACAUUUCUGGGUGUUUCUAAUGACAGGAUAUUUGUAUUUUUAAUAAAAUGAUUUUGCCAAAAGUGAAA